This is a messenger RNA of Prosopis cineraria, 2418 nucleotides long. RefSeq lists its product as uncharacterized. Bases 148 to 2139 code for a protein of 663 amino acids. The record is from RefSeq and is a predicted model, not a curated record. Lineage: Eukaryota; Viridiplantae; Streptophyta; Magnoliopsida; Fabales; Fabaceae. The transcript has 4 exons.
CUAAGUCCUAACAGACAGCUCCCCCUCCUGCUACUGCUGCUCCUUGCUUCAAAGCGCAAUAGAAAAACAGAAACUUCCUUCUCCUUCCCUUCUCCUUGUCAAGAACCCACCACCACCAACUACCCCUUCUCUAUGCAUUAGACAUUAAUGGAGGAUUCCGAGAAAUUGACGGCGUUGAAGAAGGCCUACGCGGAUAUAAUACUCAAUACGGCCAAGGAAGCGGCCGCGCGUAUCAUGUCAUCCGAGAGGAGAGCUGUGAGGUUUCAGCGGGAGCUUCUUUCGACUAAAGAAGAAGCGCUUCGGAUGCUUCAAAGGCUCAAACAAAUGUUGGAUUCUAAGGUUAGAGAAGCUGAGAUGACAUCCUUGAGUCAGCAGAAGAAAAUUGAGGAGCUUGAAGCACAGCUCCAGGAAGCUGAGGACAUAGUUAGAGACCUCAGGGAAGAGUUAAGAGAAGUACAGGCUGAACUGGAGAAGGUUAGAAUCAACCAGAUUCAUCCCCCAUUUGAGCAAAACAUAGAAGGUGAAAAUGCAGCUGAGGAAAAACAAUUACAGGACAGGCUUUACACUUAUGAAUCAAUAUAUUCUGUCCCAGCUUCACAGUUUGAAUCUGCUGCAACUUUCAACACUAGAAAUUCAACUCUAAAUGGAACAAAGGAAAUCAACAUGUGCUGUGUGUCACAUGAUCAUAAGAACUGCUGCUACAUUCAUAACCCAGAUUUUGCUUCCAUAGUCAUUAGGAGGAAAGAGCCUGAGCUCUACAGAAAUGGUUGCACACAGAGAAUACGUGCAUUUGAAAGGAGCCUGUUUGAUGGAAAUUUAUCUCUUUCAGGAAAUGUGGAUGAUGUACAGAAUGAAGCAAUAGUUAGAGGAGAUGAAGGUGAAGUCAUUUCUAUAACAACUAAUACUGAAACUGAUAAUAUCUUUGAAGUGGAGAAACCAGAUGAACUUAAAGUGGUUGAUGCAAAUGCUGAUCAUGUCGACGUGUCAUUUUGCAGAAACAAGGAAACCAACCCAAAAUGGGAGGUUGUUCAAUCUAGAUCAUGCCCACACCAGGUCAUGGAAACAAAUAAACCCCAUGGCACAGCUGCAGUGACUGAGGAGUCAGUCACUCCUAAUGAUACUGUAAAAGAGGAAGCAUUAGUUGAAGUGUCAUUUUUUAGAAAUAAAGAAACAAAACAGAAAAGUGAGCUGGUUCAAUCUAGAUCUUGUUCACACCAGAUCAUGGAAGCAGAUAAAUCUCAUGAUCUAACUGUAGUGACGGAGGAGUCAGUGUCUCAAAAUGAUGCUGUGAAAGAGGAACCAUUAGUUGAAGUGCCAAUUUGUAGAAAAAAGAGGAGAAUUAAUGAUAAUGACAAUAAACCAUCUUAUAUUUCUUGCACAAAAAAUUCUCCAUAUGACAAUAAUGAUCCAUCAAGGGAGAACUGUUCCAUAUUAUGUGAAAAUGAAGCUCAGAAGAAUAUGAUAUCUGCUUCAUCUAGAGAACCUACUGACACAAUUUCAAUGACAGAGCAGUCAGAAUCACAAAAGGAUGCUGAAAUAGAAGAAGUAUUCCUUAAAACUUGCUGUGCAUGGAACAAAAUUAAGGAUGAUAAGGAACUUUUGGAUAAAUCAGACUUGACCAGACAAGAGAGUUUGUCUGCUGAAAGUUUGGAGAUUCCAACUUGCAGAGCAGAUGUUGAGGGAGCUAAUGAGUCAUCUGAUACACUAGGUCUAAAAGUAUCUGAUUCAGAUGAGAAAGUUUCUUCUCAACCUGUAAAUGAUAGGUUUAUCAAGUACACAUUCCAAAGAAAACGCAAGAGGGAGUCUCUAAGCAGCUCUGAUGUGGAUUGUUCGAGUAAUUUGAAAGGACAGUCUCAAGAGAUGCAAAAUGGUCACUUGGAGCUUCACAAGUCUUGCACAAUCACCCAAUCAUCUAUGGAUGGUCAUUUGGAGCCUCACAAGUCUUACGUAAUCAGCAAAUCAUCUAGGGAUGGUCAUGUGGAGCCUCACAAGUCUUGCACGAUUACCAAUUCAUCUAGGGAUGGUCACAUGGAGGCUCACAAAUCUUGCACAAUCACAGAAUCAUCCAGGGAUAGCCGGCGUUUAGCACAAGUUGCUCGUCAGCUCAUAUCUUUGUCUGAAAAGAAAUGGUGGCAGUAGAUGGCCUAAAGCUACUAGCAGAUUGAGCAAGAGUGACUUUUGAGAGUAUUCAAGGCACAGUCCACUGAACCGUUCUUUCUGGAAGUGUUGUUUCAAGGGCUGUGGGAUGUGUUAAUAAAACAUUGUCACUAUAUAUUUUCUUUUCCAACAUUUUUAGCCAUUUCAGCAAUUGGGUAGCAUUACAUUAUGUGGACCUUAAAAUUUCAUAUGUUGUUGCUGUCCUUUCUUGGGCCAGCUUUAGUUCAAUGAUUGGAAUAUAAAUUUUGCUAUCUCGAUUUA